AGAAAAGCUUUACAGUUACUUAUAGCAACUGGCAUCAACAACAUUUCCUCUUCUUCUUCCUCACCAUCACCAUGCACUCGAAAAUCGUUUUCCUUUUGACUUUGUGGGCUGUAGUGGCAUCUUCUAUGCUGGUCGAUGAAGUUGUUCCCGAUCAAGAUGCUGACGGUCAGUACCUGUACUCCUACGGGUACGGUUAUCCCAGCUUCGCCUAUCCAUCAGUUCCUUUGGCCGCCACCUACCCUGCCACCAUCAGUACGGAUAAAGUUCCAACUUCAACGGCCAAGCUGAUCACCCAGCCGGAUUACGCCUAUGCCUAUCCCGGCUAUUAUCCUUACUCAGGAUAUCCGUAUCCCGGUGGUUUUGGUUACGUUUACGGUUACCCCCAUCAAAGCCUACAUGAAACGAUACUCAGCAGCAUCAGCUUUCUAUUUUUAUUAUUAUUUUAUUUUAUAUUCCCUUCUCCCCCCCACCUACCCUCCAGCACGAUGUUAUAGCAACUGCCCUGACAUAAGCUCGUUAAUAAUCUAUAUACCUUUAUUUUUUAUUUUUUUAUUUGAUUAAUUGUUUUUUUUUGUUUUUUUUGUUUUGUUUUUUUAAUUUUAGUCUUAUUAUUAUUGGCCGGGAACGGGUUUCUUGGUUUCAGUUUUUCUAUGUUACCCACCUGAUUUUAAAAGAAGCAGUUUUCAGCGGAUCAUUAUUGUGUAACAGCAAUAAAUUUUUUUAUU
Messenger RNA from Daphnia pulicaria, 725 nucleotides. RefSeq lists its product as uncharacterized. NCBI's taxonomy places the organism in Eukaryota, Metazoa, Arthropoda, Branchiopoda, Diplostraca, Daphniidae. The record is from RefSeq and is a predicted model, not a curated record. Bases 72 to 494 code for a protein of 140 amino acids. The transcript has 3 exons.